Molecule: messenger RNA, 1795 nt
Organism: Arachis stenosperma
Lineage: Eukaryota; Viridiplantae; Streptophyta; Magnoliopsida; Fabales; Fabaceae
Product: F-box protein CPR1-like
Exons: 2
Coding region: 114-1268 (384 amino acids)
Molecular function (GO): protein binding
Source: RefSeq, a predicted model, not a curated record
ACAAUUUACAGCCUCACCUCCAUCUCCAUUCCCCUCUCCCAAUCUCUCAUUUACUGCUGUUUCUGCAUCACGGAGUAAUUGGUGUCACUGCUGCUCUCUAGUCUCUUCCAAGCAUGGAUAAGAAGAAGAAGGAGCAGACAGAGCAAUCGAGUAUGAAGAAGAAGAAGAAUCAGAAUGACAAGAGCAAGAGCAUUCACGACAUCCUCCCUCUUGACCUGAUUCACAUAAUCCUACUGCGGGUACCGAUCAGACAUCUCGCUCGCCUCAGGUGCGUUUCCAAGCUCUGGUGCUCUCUCAUUUCUGAUCCUGAGUUUGCGGAAUCGCAUUUUCACCACUCUCCCGUAUCAACCAACGCAUGCAUCUCCAUAGCAAAAAGUUUGAUGGCUUACUCUGUUGACUUAGACGCACUAUUUAGUGACGGCAAUAAUGCAUUAAGAGAGGUGUCACCCCCUUUCUACAAGACACAACCUUACGUUGUUAAGGUCCUUGGAUCCUGCAGAGGCUUCAUUUUCUUUGUUCGAGACCCAAAUUUUGUGGUAUGGAACCCACUGACCGGAACCAGCAAAUUAAUAUCCUACUCUCAUAUUGAUUCUCGAUGUAAGCGCCAAUUCUUUAGCCGUGACUGCAAGUUCCAUCUCUAUGGAUUUGGUUAUGAUGGAUCGCAGGAUGAUUACUUAGUAGUUGUAGCUUGGCAGGAUAUGAAUAACCAUGAUCACUUUGACUGCUUUUCCAUGAGAACCAAUUCAUGGAUUGAUUUUGAUGCUGCACUCCCCAAACCCUUGUUUAGUUUUGGCAGCGAUUCUACUGGGUUCUUCUUGAAUGACGCUAUUCAUUGGGUGCAGUUAUCUCCUGAUUACAGGGAUGUUAUUCUUAUCUUUGAUCUGAAGGAGAGGACUUUCUCAAUGAUAUCUAAACCGGAACAACUUGUAAUGAGUGCAUGCUCCUAUCCAAGACUCGCCCUACUAGGAGGCUGCCUAGCCUUGUAUGGUUGCAAUUAUGAUAGCUGUAAUACUGACAUAUGGGUGAUGAAAGAAUAUAAAGUGCACUCAUCUUGGACUCUCUAUCAGAUUCCUUGCAAAUUCUUUCAGCCAUUGUGCUUAUCCAGUAAUGGUGAUAUUAUUGGAAGAGGUAAUGAUUCCUCCGAAACGGGGUUCUACAUGUAUAAUCUCAGAGAAGAGAGACUCCAAUGUAUUAAAAAUCCUUAUUUUUCGGUCGACUACUUUGCAUCCGAACCUGUGUAUACAGAGAGCCUCUUGCCACUCCACUAGUGACAUUAAGGAUAAGGAUAAUAACAAUAAUAAAAGAAGGAAAACGUCCAUCAAGUUCACCAUGAUUGUUUUGAACAACUUGAUGUUGCUAAAGGUUAGCAUCACGAAGGAUUCAAACAAAGAAAGAGAAUUAGGAGCCAAAUACAAGUGAACAGCUUGACACACCGGGAAGAACAUUUGAAACGUGCAAAUGAAGUUUAGUCUCUUUUUGGUUAAAUCUAAUAUAUCUUUUGAACAAAAUCUAAUAGUAAUAUUUUUUAGUUGGUUAUGCAAAACUUCAGAUGUUUUAUUUUGCAGAUUACAUUAUGUACUUUUUUUUUAUCAUGUCAAAACCUUAUGAACACAAUCCUAGAAGUUUUAAUUGUAGAUUCUUUUGGGGAUAAUAAGUUUCUUCUGCAGACUUCAAAUGCAAGGUGUGGAAUCCAGUGAAUUUGUCAAAUGAGUCUUGUAAAAUUCCUGUUUGUCUGUGUUAUCCAGCAACGUGUGCUUAUUUUAUUAAUCUUGUAUCUAAUUUAGUUUUAAAUUAU